Messenger RNA from Candidozyma haemuli, 3774 nucleotides. It is a transcript of the gene SLN1, whose product is annotated as Sln1p. Gene Ontology annotation, biological process: protein autophosphorylation; phosphorelay signal transduction system. NCBI's taxonomy places the organism in Eukaryota, Fungi, Ascomycota, Pichiomycetes, Serinales, Metschnikowiaceae. Gene Ontology annotation, molecular function: phosphorelay sensor kinase activity; histidine phosphotransfer kinase activity. The transcript has a single exon. Gene Ontology annotation, cellular component: membrane. Bases 1 to 3774 code for a protein of 1257 amino acids. The record is from RefSeq and is a predicted model, not a curated record.
AUGAAUAUGAGACGAAAUGGAAAGAGGAGAAGACUCAAGAUAGGUAUUAGGCCUCAGCUUAUUAUCCUUGUGGGUUUUUCGUCCCUCUUUUCGCUUCUUAUCUUGGCCUUGGUAGCCGGUGUGUACUUUUCCAGUAACUUGGCCAACUUGCGUGCCGAAAGGCUAGAGGUCAUUGCCCAGAUUAAAAAUACCCAGGUUCAGCAGUCCAUCCAAUACAUUUUCUACCAGACAUAUUGGCUCUCCACAAAAGACGGCGUCAGCGAACCCCUUUCCAACUACAGGGCAGGUAACAACUCCCGUGCUGUGUUCAGCGAAGCCCAGCUCGCUUUGGACUCCUUCCUUUCAUCGUCAGAGAUGUUUGCCCUGGCUGCAUUAUACGACUUGGACUCCAACGUCGUGGCAGAGUCCAGAAAUAAUAACACAAACGUGCUGUCGGCACUUGACUCCGUUCUCUAUGCCUUGGCUGAGAACACUAGCAUCCCCUCGGCGGUUCUUGAUAACCGUAACCAAGCGACCGACACGAGCCAGCCCAUCACCAAUGCAUAUUUCACGGGUCCUCUCCCGAAUGAUACCUCCACUAAUGCCACAUACUUUGUGGGUAUCACCAUACCGGUUUACUCCAACACAUCCAUCAUUCUAGAAUCGGCCGCUAUCGCCGGUUACCUUACGGUAGUGGCCAACGCAGAAAUGAUCAAAAGCUCACUACUGUACUACACGCUGUCUGGCGAUAAUAAAUACUCCGUAUCGCUAAUAAAAGGGUACUACCAGAACGAAACGGUUGCAGGUAUCGGCCGUUAUGCGAUCGGGUUCGAGCUACUAUUUCCGGUUGAGGGAGAAAACUCCAUGGUACCUAAUCGUUACUACCCUAUAGACUCCUCGGAAGUCGUUAAACAUGCACUAGUAAAUCAGCAAGGUGUUGUUCAAAACGCAAAAUCAAUGAAUAAAGGAAAUGUCGCUGCGGGAUACGCAACCAUGAAUGUUGAUGCUCAUAACUAUUGGACAGUGAUGAUUGACCAGAAGCGUUCUACUUUCCAAAGCCCCAUGAAGAAGCUACAAAAUAUCAUGAUCGGUGUUGUAAUCGGUAUUGGUGUUUUCAUGUGUCUCAUCACUUUCCCCUUGGCUGUUUGGUUCGUGGCUCCAAUCACUCGCCUUAAAAAUGCUACAGAAGCCAUUACGCGAUCUCGAAAGAAAAAUAGAGGCUCCCACGGGUAUGGGGCCAAUCCCUACGAUGGUAGCGGUGGUGGCGGUGGUGCAGCAAUUGGAGCUGUUGGAACUGCUGAAGGUGACCACUCACUACCGGACACGCCACCAGAUCAUGACCCUGAGAAGGCCCUUGAGAAAACAAGUCAUUCAAAGAGGAAUUCUGUUCAUUCGGUCACAAGUGGUUCCACUGCAUUUUCAACAGGCAUCCGCCUUCCGGACCGUAUCCCACCAUCUAAGAAGCUUUUCAAGGAUGAGUUAACAGAACUACUGGAUGCCUUCAACAUCAUGACUGCUGAACUUGAAAAGCAAUAUACCCAUCUCGAAGAUCGUGUCAAGAUGAGAACCAAAGAGCUUGAAGCCUCUAAGAUUGAAGCCGAAGCUGCUAAUGAAUCCAAAACGGUUUUCAUUGCCAACAUUUCCCACGAACUCAGAACUCCUCUUAACGGUAUUUUGGGUAUGACCUCCAUUGCCAUGGAUGACAACGAUCCCCUGCUGAUCCAUGACUCCCUUAAAUUAAUCCAUAGAUCGGGUGAACUUUUGUUGCAUAUCUUGACUGAACUUUUGACCUAUUCGAAAAACACUUUGAACCGCUCAAAAUUGGAGAAGUCCAAUUUCCAGGUCUUGGAAAUCCUCUACCAGAUCAAAUCCAUUUUUGGCAAGCUAGCCCUUGAUCAGCGUGUCAAUUUGAAUAUUAGUCUUAGACCUAAUAUUCUCAGAAAGCUCAUUCUUUAUGGAGAUUCUAACAGGAUUAUUCAAGUUGUCAUGAACCUUGUCUCCAACAGUCUUAAGUUUACUCCAGUUGAUGGUUCUGUUGACGUCACUUUCAAACUUUUAGGUGAGUAUGACCAUGACCGCUCGAAGGCCGUCGACUAUGAAAGAGUCUUCGUGAAGAAGGAUGAGUUUUUGCUGACUCCGAACGAAAUGCCUCCACUUUCCAAACAUCAAUCGGGCACUGCAAGCCAACGUCGUGCGCUGGAUGUUAAUGCAAACGGUUUCUUUGCUGCAAAGAAGAGUGAAAUUGGAAGUAAGACUAGUCAUACCAGAGCUAGGGAUGAUGAUGAUGCUCAGAGUAUUGUUACACUUUCGACUGCUGAGUAUGAGAAUGCCAUCUUCAAUUCUCAAUUUAACAACAACAAGUCCUUACCUGAUACCCCUCGGUCGAGAGCCCUGGUUUCACCAGCAACAUCAGUUAACAGCAGCUCUAGCGUGAACAACAGGGAAGUGAAAACACCAGCUCUGCAGAACGGUAGCGCACCCGUUUUGGGACGUGACCAUUCGCUGUCUUCUCUUAAAUCCAUGAAAUCUGAAAAUGCCAACGCUACAGUUGAACUCGAGAAGCUGACAUCUACUGAGGGUACCGGUAACAGAGAUGACCAUAACGAGACUUCUAGUUUACCAUCUAAUGAUAAUUAUGAGGAUGCCAAACCUACCACUGAUGAAAAGAGGCCCAAUACAAGCCGCAGGCCUCUGGAGCGGCCAUCUCUUAAUGGUUUCAUUUCGAAUAGCGAGUUGGUGAAGAAUGACAAGAUUUACAGAAUGAGAAAGCUUUACAUUCCAAGAUCAUGGGUUCUUCAGAUUGAAGUCAAGGAUACUGGUUCUGGUAUCGAACCAGCUUUGCAAGAAAAGGUGUUUGAGCCAUUCAUUCAGGGUGACCAGACACUCUCACGAAGCUACGGUGGUACUGGUCUCGGUUUGUCUAUCUGUCGUCAAUUGGCGAGAAUGAUGAAGGGUACUUUGACUUUGAAAUCAACUCUUGGCCAGGGUUCUACUUUUACCUUCACCGUCCCCUUGCCCCAAAAUGGUGAGAUUGUUGUUCCAGAUUACGAGAUGGAAGAGUUCAGCAAUGAUGUGUUCAACCCAGAUUCCAAGGUGAACAAGAAGGUAGCAUUCGAGUUUGAUGAGGAAGUUGAACCCAAGGAGGAACCCGUUAGCAUUCCAAAAGUACAAGAGACACCUGCUGUCGAAGAGAAACCUUCAGCUAAUGGAAACGGACCACCUUCGAAUCCUACUUCUCCUCUGAAGCGCAGCUUACACAUCAAGCUUCCUCAGAGACAUAACAGCCAUCUUUCCUCCACCGGUACGGCUGAGCACAGCAAGAGUGGAAUUAGUUUCCUUGAUGACAUGUCACAUCUCAGAAUCUUGGUUGCCGAAGAUAAUUCUGUUAAUCAAGAAGUUAUCCGAAGAAUGCUUCGUCUUGAAGGAUUCCAUAAUGUUACCAUGGCCAGUAAUGGUCUUGAAGCUGUUGACUGCAUCAAAAACUCGUACGACACCGGCGAGUCUUUCAACAUCAUUUUCAUGGAUGUCCAAAUGCCUAAGAUGGAUGGUUUAACCGCCACCAAGCUUAUCAGGAACAACCUCAAGUUCCGUAAACCUAUUAUCGCACUUACAGCUUUUGCAGAUGAGAGUAACGUAAAGGAGUGUUUGAGCUCCGGUAUGUCUGGCUUCUUAUCCAAGCCGAUCAAGAGAACCAACUUACGUCAAAUCAUCACUGAAUUUAGCACCGAAGUGUUGAGCGAGAUUGUUACUACCCCUGUGACGUACACUGAUGACGACGAGAGAAGACUAGCGUAG